Saccostrea echinata is the source of this 3072-nucleotide messenger RNA. RefSeq names its product vacuolar protein sorting-associated protein 35-like. Lineage: Eukaryota; Metazoa; Mollusca; Bivalvia; Ostreida; Ostreidae. The record is from RefSeq and is a predicted model, not a curated record. Gene Ontology annotation, biological process: intracellular protein transport; retrograde transport, endosome to Golgi. Gene Ontology annotation, cellular component: late endosome; retromer complex; retromer, cargo-selective complex. The transcript is spliced from 17 exons. The coding region runs from base 97 to 2493 and encodes 798 amino acids.
GGAAGAAGUUCAAGUUGAUUUUUGAGAGUGAAAGCAGGCAUCGCAAUUUAUAACAUUUCAUUUAUUGCUGUUUACACAACCAGGCGCUGAAAAAAUAUGCCUUCCACCCCUCAGUUGUCUCCCCAGGAGGAGCAAGAGAAAUUGCUGGAGGAGGGAAUCAGUAUAGUCAAGAACCAGUCAUUCCAGAUGAAGAGAUGUCUGGACAAGGGAAAGUUAAUGGAUGGACUAAAACAUGCAUCUACAAUGCUAGGAGAACUGAGAACUUCACUCUUAUCUCCUAAGAGCUAUUAUGAACUAUAUAUGGCUAUUUCUGAUGAACUGAGACACUUAGAGCUGUAUCUUUGUGAUGAAUUCCAAAAAGGAAGAAAAGUCGCAGACCUUUAUGAACUUGUGCAGUAUGCAGGAAACAUUGUUCCUAGACUUUACCUGUUGAUCACAGUUGGAGUGGUAUACAUUAAAUCCAAUGAACUCUCCCGUAAAGACAUCCUAAAAGAUCUGGUGGAAAUGUGUCGAGGUGUGCAGCACCCCUUGAGGGGCCUCUUUUUGAGGAAUUACCUCCUGACCUGUACCAAAAAUGUGCUGCCUGACACAGAGGAAGAACAAGCCACAAAUGACUAUGAGUAUGGAACUGUGAAUGAUUCUAUUGACUUUAUCCUGCUGAACUUCUCAGAGAUGAACAAGCUCUGGGUUCGCAUGCAGCAUCAGGGUCACACGCGAGAUCGUACCAAGCGUGAACAGGAGAGAAGGGAACUCCGAAUUUUGGUCGGGACUAAUCUUGUCAGACUUAGUCAGCUGGAGUGUAUUGAUAUUGACAAGUACAAAAAGACUGUUCUGCCUGCAGUGUUAGAACAAGUGGUGUCCUGUAGAGAUCCUAUUGCACAGGAAUAUCUAAUGGAGUGUAUUAUCCAGGUGUUUCCUGAUGACUUUCAUCUACAAACUCUGAACCCUUUCCUCAAAGCUUGUGCUGAACUUCAUGAGAGUGUCAAUGUCAAGAACAUCAUUAUAGCUUUAGUGGACAGACUUGCCCAAUUUGCACAGAACGAGGAGGGAUCGGGAAUUCCCCCAGAGAUCCAGUUAUUUGACAUAUUCUCACAACAGAUAGCUCAAGUCAUUCAGAAUCGCCCUGACAUGCCUCCAGAGGACAUUGUUUCCCUACAGGUGGCGCUGAUCAAUCUAGCGCUGAAGUGUUACCCAGACAAAGUGGAAUAUGUUGACAAAGUGCUAGAAACCACAGAGGAUAUCUUCAACAGACUUAAUCUGGAUCAUUUGGAGUACGGCAGUCCUGUGUCUAAGGAGCUGAUGCGGUUAAUGAAGAUCCCAGUGGACUCUUACAAUAACAUCCUAACGGUAUUAGAGCUGCAGCAUUUCGGUCCUAUAUUUGAUUACUUUGACUACCAGAGUAGGAAAAUCAUGUGCUCCUACCUCAUCAACAAUGUGCUGGAAAAUGAAACCUGUAUACCCACACAAGAUCAGGUGGACAACAUUCUGAACAUUGUGAAUGUCCUUGUACAAGACCAGAGUGACCAACCAACAGAACCAGAUGACCCAGAAGACUUUGCUGAGGAGCAAGGGCUCAUGGGAAGGUUUAUACACUUACUCCAAGCAGAAGAUCCAAAUCAGCAAUACCUGAUACUCAACACAGCUAGGAAGCAUUUUGGGGCUGGUGGAGACAAAAGAAUCAAGUAUACCCUCACUCCCAUUGUUUUUGCUGCAUACAGAUUAGCCAUGAGAUAUAAUGAAGCUAAAGAAGAGGAUGAAAACUGGGAGAAGAAGUGUCAGAAGAUCUUCCAGUUUUGUCACCAGACAAUAGGAGCCCUGAUAAAGGCAGACAUGGCGGAGAUGCCACUCCGACUGUUUCUACAGGGAGCAUCGACAGCAGGGGAAAUAGAGUUUGAAAAUCAUGAAACAGUGGCUUAUGAAUUUAUGUCACAGGCAUUUUCUUUGUACGAGGAUGAAAUCAGUGACAGCAAAGCACAACUGGCAGCCAUUACACUGAUCAUCGGAACCCUUGAACAAAUGAGCUGUUUUGGGGAUGAGAAUCAUGAGCCUCUCAGAACCCAGUGUGCUCUGGCUGCAUCCAAACUCCUCAAGAAGCCAGAUCAGUGUCGUGGGGUCUGCACAUGUUCACAUCUUUUCUGGUCUGGAAAAUCCACAUCACAGGAAGGGGAGCUCCAAGAUGGAAAGAGAGUGUCUGACUGUCUUAAGAAAGGAGUGAAGAUAGCCAAUCAGUGCAUGGACAGUUCUGUUCAAGUCCAGUUAUUUGUGGAACUUCUGAAUCACUAUAUAUACUACUAUGAAAAAGGCAACGAUCAGGUAACAAUUCAAGUUCUGAACCAGUUGAUAGCAAAAAUAAAAGAAUCGUUGCCCAAUUUAGAGGCAAAUGAAGAAACUGAGCAGAUAAACAAGCAUUUCCAGAAUACUGUAGAACAUUUAAAACUUCGACGGGACGGUACCGACACAGAGGGACCAUCGUAUGAGGAACUAGUGCUGUAGUUUGACCAUUGUACAAUUUUUGUUUUUGUCCGUGUUAGGUUAAAUUUGAUGUUGAGUAGUGGUGGAAGGCAUAAAGAAUUACUUGGCAAACAUUGCAAAACUAUGGAAGUUUUCUUGAGAUACUUGUAUUUGUGCAUUCCCUGUCUUAUGGUAUUUACAUGUAUAUUGGAUUUCAAAAUCUCGCUGCAUAUUUCCUGUCAAAUACACAUCUACCAUCUUACAUGGCAUAUUUGAAACAGUAGUAAGUUAGUACACUGUAUCUUGUGAAGUGUUCAGAACAACCAGUGAUUAAUAUUUUCAUAGGCUGUAAUGUAAAUUUUGCUUUAUGUGGUGUACUUAGAUGCUUUUUCACCAUUUUUGAAACUUACACAUUUCAGUUCUUGCUUGAUUUUAAAUCAUGGUAGAACUGAAUUGAAACUUAUACAAAGGGUUUCUGCAUAAUGGUCUUGUAUCUUCUUGUAACUGUUUCUUUGCAUGUUAUAAUCAUUUUAUAAUAUAUGACUUUAAUAAUUUAAUGUACCAAGUAUAACACUUGUUGUCCAACACUAAAUUAAGAGAAUUCAAUAAAAUUGAGUACCA